AUGUCUGGGCGUGGCAAGAAACGUGCAGAACCAAAGAAAAGCAAAACUGCAAAAGCGGGCCUGCAGUUCCCAGUGAGCCGGGUUGGGCGGUACCUGAAGAACGGUCACUAUGCUGAAAGGAUAAGCCCUGGGGCCUCUGUUUACUUGGCGGCUGUACUGGAAUAUUUGACUGCUGAGAUCUUAGAACUGGCAGGAGCUGCUGCUCAUCAAAACAAGAAACAGCGAAUUGGACCAAGGCACAUCCUGCUGGCGGUGAAGAAUGAUGAAGAGCUGAACAAGUUGUUUGCAGGUGUAACAAUAGCUGAAGGAGGUGUUCUGCCUUUGAUCCAAGCUCACCUCCUUCCAAAGAAGACCGUAAAACGUAAGGAAGAUGGAGAAGAUACUGGGUCACAAGAAUUCUGA
Varanus komodoensis (Komodo dragon) is the source of this 402-nucleotide messenger RNA. RefSeq names its product histone H2A, sperm-like. Lineage: Eukaryota; Metazoa; Chordata; Lepidosauria; Squamata; Varanidae. Gene Ontology annotation, molecular function: DNA binding; structural constituent of chromatin; protein heterodimerization activity. The coding region runs from base 1 to 402 and encodes 133 amino acids. The record is from RefSeq and is a predicted model, not a curated record. Gene Ontology annotation, cellular component: nucleosome. The transcript has a single exon.